AUGGUUCACUCAACGGGCGAGGAACGCGCUGUACAUUUGACUCGGGAGGCUGUUGAGUUAGUCGAUGCCGGUCAUCGGGAGGCCGCCUCUCGCAAUCUCCGAGAAGCUUUGUCCUUAGCGCCAGAAAAUCCGACAGUCAAAGCCGCCUUUCUGAAAAUCCAACAAGACGAGGAAAAUGGACACCAUUUGUUAGAUCUCUGUCGCCGCUACACGUCCCGCAAGGACGAAACCGCCGGCAAGGAUGCCGCCCUAUACCUUCGCACAGACGGUCUGAAGCCGCCGGAAGAAGUCGCCCUAGAAUGUGUCAAGCUAUUGCUGGCUCAACACCCCCACGGCCUGUCCUCGAUGCAGGAUGACAUUAUCUCGGGCUUGGUACGACAGAAUAAGAGCGUGCGACAGUUCUUUGCCAGUCGACUUCAGGUGUCGGUGACCACUUUUUUCGAUGAGAUCUACGAUCGCGGAGAUGGCGCGGCCGUGUGUCUGGACACCGUCGUCUUGGACCAUUCUGUCUGGCCGACAGAAAAUACCCGCCUCCACUGUGAGCGCGAACUUUUCCAGCUGUUCAUUGCCAAGCUCAUGGAAUCGGGUCACGAUUUGGACGGUCGCUCCCUGAAAGGCAUUGCGCGACUGCUUGCAGUUGAUGCGCCGAAAUUGCAGGACCUGGUGGAUGAUGAGGGAUUGGACGUGGUCCUGUCUUCGCUCGAUCACCGGCUUCCGCUUGAUCUGAGGAGCCAAGCGACUCUGGCCACGGUCAAGUACCUCGAGGCGUCCAAGGAUACGGGGGAGAGGCGAUUCUCGCAGCUGGUGACUGCAAAGCUGAGCAAGGCUCGUCCAGACGACUUGAUCGUUGCUUUCUCGGCUACGGCUGCGGUCUUCCCCGUCGUACCGGAAGUUGCAGCCACUCUUUUCCUGUCCGAUAAGUUCAUGGCGUCGUUGGCGCCUAUGACUGCUAGAGACCCGAAACGUCGGCGGGUGGAGGUCUCGGUGCUGGAAUUAUUCAAUGCGGCAUGCAUCAACAAGGCAUGUCGGGAGGCCAUCUCCAAGAACUUUUCGGACUGGCUCUCUCAUGUACUAUCGAAUGGCACUGACCAGGCAUCCGAAUUGGCGGCAGUGGUUCUGGCGAAAAUCCGGGCAUCCGAGAAGGAUACCUCGGAAACAAAUGGUAAGGCUCUGGGAGAUGAGACCAGAGUCCCUGAGUUGGUUGAUCGGUUUAAGGAACUGAUGUCAAAACGAAAGGGUGAAAAUCUUCAGGCCGUAGUUGAAGGUCUGGCGUACUCUUCUGUCAAACCUGCUGUGAAAGAGCAGAUUGCAAAAGACCCUGUCUUUCUACGAGACCUGAUCCGCGUUUUACACGAAAACCUGGUUGAUUCGUCGGUGCUCUACGGGGGCCUCAUGAUUUUCGUGAAUAUCACCCAGUUCCUCCCGAACUUAACCGAAGAGCAAAAGAAGAUGUCCCAACUCAAAUCCUACGCCGAAGCUUCUCCGGACGCGCGAUCCGGGCCUGACCCUCUCGCGAGUGAUGAGAAAGUUAUUGCUCGCUGCACCGCGCUCGUCAACGCUGGUAUCAUGCCUCUGUUGGUGGAAUGUGGCAAAACCGGCAUGCCCUCGAUUCAAGGUCUUAUCAGUAAGAUCAUGUUGUCUCUGUCUCGAGACCGUAAGUCACGAGGCGUCCUCGCUCAGAAGGGCGCGGUCAAGCUGCUGCUCAGCAUCGGGACCCCGAGACAGGGGAGCUCUGGUUCAUUUUCGAAUGACGCAGUCCAGAACGCCUCGCAUGCCCUGGCUCGUAUCCUCAUCUCGGUCAAUCCUGUUCACGUCUUUCCGCCGUCCGGCUUUCCCCCGAUCACGUCCGCGAUCCGGCCUUUGACCGCGCUGCUGGCGGAGCCGGAAGCUACUAGUGUAUCGGCGGAGCAGCCACGCGAUCUCUUGCCGGUCUUCGAGACCCUUCUUGCACUUACCAAUCUGGCCUCAUAUCCGGACGAGAGCGCCGCAGAAGCGAUUGUCCGUCAGGCUUGGUCGACGGUGGAGGAUCUUCUGCUGUCUAAUAGCCCUCUUAUUCAACGAGCUGCCUGCGAGCUGGUUUGCAAUCUGAUGACGUGCGAGUCGGGAGUUGCGAAGUAUGCCGACGGCUCUAAGCGGGCAGCUCAACGUUUGCACGUCCUCCUGGCUCUGACGGAUUCCGACGAUGUGCCCACCAGACUAGCGGCUGGAGGUGGUCUGGCCAUGUUGACGGAAUUUGAUGCAGCUGUGGCCGCCAUUCUCGAGCGCCCUCGCGGAGUUCAGUUGCUACUGGGGCUCUGUCAAGAAGACGACGAAGGGCUGGUCCAUCGUGGGGUUGCAUGCGUGCGGAAUUUGGCCUCGGUUGCGUCCGGCGAUAUCGGUCGACGUGCUAGAGAAGCUGUCAAGGCUCAGGGGGGCGUUGACAUCCUGACUAAAGUGUUGAAGCAGUCGAAGAACACGGCUAUACUUCAGACGGGGGUGGAAGCUUUGAAGCCCUUGGUGGAGUGA
This is a messenger RNA of Aspergillus terreus NIH2624, 2505 nucleotides long. RefSeq names its product UNC45-central domain-containing protein. The transcript is spliced from 2 exons. The record is from RefSeq and is a predicted model, not a curated record. Lineage: Eukaryota; Fungi; Ascomycota; Eurotiomycetes; Eurotiales; Aspergillaceae. Bases 1 to 2505 code for a protein of 834 amino acids.